This is a messenger RNA of Lachancea thermotolerans CBS 6340, 969 nucleotides long. It is a transcript of the gene RFC4, whose product is annotated as replication factor C subunit 4. The record is from RefSeq and is a predicted model, not a curated record. The transcript has a single exon. Gene Ontology annotation, biological process: DNA-templated DNA replication; DNA repair. Lineage: Eukaryota; Fungi; Ascomycota; Saccharomycetes; Saccharomycetales; Saccharomycetaceae. Gene Ontology annotation, cellular component: nucleus; Ctf18 RFC-like complex; Elg1 RFC-like complex. Gene Ontology annotation, molecular function: DNA clamp loader activity; ATP binding; DNA binding. The coding region runs from base 1 to 969 and encodes 322 amino acids.
AUGUCUGCUAAUGCAUUGAAGCUGGAGCUUCCUUGGGUCGAAAAAUAUAGGCCACAUCUACUGAAGGAUAUUGUGGGUAAUGAGGAAACGAUAACCCGCCUGCAACAAAUUGCACAGGAUGGUAAUAUGCCACACUUGAUUAUCAGUGGCUUACCAGGUAUUGGUAAGACCACCUCGGUGAGUUGUCUGGCCCAUGAACUGCUGGGAAACGCAUAUUCACAGGCAGUGCUGGAGCUCAAUGCAUCUGACGAUCGAGGAAUAGACGUUGUCAGAAACCAAAUCAAGCAGUUUGCGCAGAAGAAGUGCAGUUUGCCCCCUGGGAGACACAAGAUCGUGAUUCUGGACGAGGCAGACUCUAUGACUGCCGGUGCUCAACAGGCAUUGAGAAGGACUAUGGAGAUUUACUCUAACACUACUCGUUUUGCUUUUGCAUGCAACCAGUCAAACAAAAUUAUAGAGCCGCUGCAGAGUAGGUGUGCCAUUUUGCGUUACUCUAAGCUGCAAGACGACCAAGUACUGAGGCGGUUGCUUGAGGUGAUUCAGGCUGAAAACGUCCAGUACACUAAUGAUGGGCUUGAAGCGAUCAUCUUCACUGCUGAAGGAGACAUGCGACAAGCGCUCAAUAACUUACAGAGUACUGUUGCUGGCUACGGCCUUGUUAACGGUGAGAACGUCUUCAAAAUCGUAGAUUCCCCUCACCCGCUGAUAGUAAAGCGUAUGCUGCUUGCACCCUCGCUAGACGAGUCGCUUGCGCUCUUCAAGGAGCUUUGGAACAAGGGGUACUCUGCAGUCGACAUAGUAACAACUUGCUUCCGUGUCACUAAAAACCUAGAUGAGAUAAAAGAAGCUGUAAGGUUGGAGAUGAUUCGCGAAAUAGGUUUCGCGCAUAUGCGAAUUCUGGAGGGUGUUGGCACUUACCUACAGCUAGCAGGUAUGCUUGCUAAGAUAUCAAAAGUUAGAGGUUUGUAA